Lingula anatina is the source of this 2322-nucleotide messenger RNA. RefSeq names its product UDP-N-acetylglucosamine transferase subunit ALG14. Gene Ontology annotation, cellular component: UDP-N-acetylglucosamine transferase complex. Gene Ontology annotation, biological process: dolichol-linked oligosaccharide biosynthetic process. Lineage: Eukaryota; Metazoa; Brachiopoda; Lingulata; Lingulida; Lingulidae. The record is from RefSeq and is a predicted model, not a curated record. Gene Ontology annotation, molecular function: N-acetylglucosaminyldiphosphodolichol N-acetylglucosaminyltransferase activity.
AUGUCCUCUAGGAAGAGGCAAAAAGACGUUAGUGGACAUACCGCUGAAAUCCUUUCUCUGGUGUCUGGGCUUGCAGGCAGACCAGAACCUAGUUUUGCAAGAGACACUAACAGGGGCAAAAAUAGAUAUUCUCCUAGAGAAUACAUAGUAGCCAAUACAGACACAAUGAGUGAAGACAGAAUCAAAACAGCUGAGGCAAAAAUGGGUUUUAAUUCUCAAUAUUUUAUAACCAAGGUGCCUAGAAGCAGAGAAGUGCAUCAGUCUUGGAUAACCACAGUAAUGACUACAUUAUAUGCAAGCUUGUAUUGUUUCCCUAUAGUAUUUAAAAGCAGACCAGAUUUGUUAUUGUGCAAUGGUCCAGGAACAUGUAUUCCACUGUGCUUUGCUGCUUUUCUUUUAAAGUUGACAGGAAUGAAGGAUGUUUCCAUCAUCUAUAUUGAGAGCAUCUGCAGAGUGGAAAGUCUUUCUCUAUCGGCCAGAAUCUUAUAUUACUUUGCUGAUCAUAUAUUAGUUCAAUGGCCACAAUUACUAAAAAAAUUUCCUGGGACUGAAUAUAUUGGUAGAAUUGUUUAGCAGCCAGUUAAUAAAGUUGUAUGGUAAAUAUAUUGCUGCCUGAAUGCUUCUUAUUCUACUUCAAAAUUUAUGUCUGUGUAAAUCAUCCCCACUGUCAUAGCAUUUUGCUUGGUGCAAUGGCACAAGCAUUGUGAUUCAUCAAAGUCAAAAGAUAUACAACAUGUACCUCAGCUAGAACUCAUGUCAGAUACAUUAUAUAUUUCGGUUUCAAUGUACAUAUUUGUAUUUUGAGAGAGGUAUCCUAAUUUAAAGACACAUUCGUUUACUUAGUCACAGAACCCAUCAAUAGAAUUGUGCAAUGUCAAAACUUAUAGAAGCAGUGACAUUAAAAAAUACUGGUAUGAGAUCAUAUUUAUAUUUUUUACCAACUUUUACUCCUUCAUCAGUCAAAUGUAACACCCUGUUGGUGCAAUUGGCAGGGGUUUAGCUUGCACACACACACAUACACACACUCGCUCACACACUCACCCACACAACCACAACCUCCCUAUUAGGGGUGCUGCUUUGGUACAUUAAGGUUAUUUUAGAGGUGUGAUAGGAUAUAUCUGUCCUCAUCACAGUUCACGGUGUUCUUAGUCUUUCUUAUCCAGAUGGAUUCCUUAUUAAUUGAUACAUCUAAUUAUCCAGUCACUUUCAUUUGAAUCUCCAAAAUUUUGGCACUGGAUAACUUGACAUAAUGCAACACAAGAGACAUAGUUUUUAGGUGUUGCAUUUUAUCUGUAUGAACAAAAUAGUCAGUAUGUAGUCAGUAUUGCAAUAGGUGUGCUGACCAAGCACAUCCACUACACUUCAUUUGCUCAAGGACUUGUAGUGACCUUGAUUUGCAUAAAUGAACAGUUUUUCCCUUGAGUGUGUGCCAGUCUGCUGUGUAUUGCAGAGGAAUGCAGUUGUCCAGAGUAAUGCAGUGGCAGAAGUGGAUUUAGUUUAUAGAAGCAUAACGUUUCACAGCAGUUUCCUGUAAAAUGUUGACAAUAAAUGGAAUGCCUGUUGACAUAUGCUUCAUUCUAGUCUGUGGCCUCAUUGAGCUUCAUAGUGCAACAUUUGCAGAAGUGGAAAACCUCCGCCCUAGUGAAAGUUUUGCCAUUCUGAACACUCUGCCAAAGUGAAAUAUACUUCUACCAUGUCUGAGAAAAGAAAGACCCCCGAGAUGAAGGAAGAUAUUAUUAGUGAAAACGCUGAAGCACUUAAAUUGUCCAGGGCGUCCAACAUGGGGAAGCUAACAAAACUUUAUCAUGAUAUAGAAGUUUUAAUGGUUGAUUUUAGUAACUAAUGAAGCUAAUAAAAAGCAUUAAACUUGAAUUCUGUUGUAGCAUUAGAAAUUGUGUCAUAUGCUGAACAAUACGUAUAGACAAUUCAUUUCAUUUGUUGUUUGUGUUUUAGUUUUAUGGCAGUUUCCUGUAAAAUACUGACAAUAAAUGAAAUCCCCAUUGACAAAUGUUUUAUUCUGUUCUGUGGCCCUGAUGAGCGACAUUACAUAGUUAUGAAAUCUUAAAAGAAUACUUCAAUUAUCCUGUUUUUAUAAACUCCAUUUUAGUUAUGUUAUUCACUCCUGAAAGUUUGGAGAUAACAAGUAACACAGUUUUGCAUUUAGUUGGUAAAUGAUAAAAGUUCACAAAAUAUGUAUUGUGUCAUUGUUUGCUAUCAUCAGUGUAUGCUUUUAAAGGUUUGAAAAUAAACAAGUUGAAUCACUACUGCGUUUUAAAGUGUCAAAAUAAUUGCUUUUAACCUCCAAUAGAGCUUUCACCCCAU